This is a messenger RNA of Colletotrichum costaricense, 1437 nucleotides long. RefSeq lists its product as uncharacterized. The coding region runs from base 1 to 1437 and encodes 478 amino acids. The record is from RefSeq and is a predicted model, not a curated record. NCBI's taxonomy places the organism in Eukaryota, Fungi, Ascomycota, Sordariomycetes, Glomerellales, Glomerellaceae. The transcript is spliced from 3 exons.
AUGUCUGAGGCGAAUUUCCAUCGGAUCGACCCUCAUGGGGACGUCGUCAUUCUGCUUCGCAAUCCCGGGGCUUCGUUUGCUGUAUGGGACGCUGACCUGUCAUCCUCAAGAAAGAGGGCGACGGAACCCCCUGUAGCACAAGACAUCUGCGGUUCUUCUCCCAAUUACGACGAAAUUCCUGCACCCGAAUCAGUUCCAGAACCACCAAUGGAGGAAGCCCCAGCGGAAGAUUAUGCCCUUGAUCCUUGGGAUUUAGGCAUAAGAAAGAAAAAGAAGAAAAAGAAGACAAUCUUAUUCAACUUCGAUGAUGCUGAAACCGUCGAAGCAGCAAAGCCAUACGAAGAGCUGAUACCAGAACCGGAGGUAUAUCCCGAGCCAGUACCAGAGCAGGAGGCAUAUAUUGAGCCAGAACCAGAGCAGGAGGCAUAUCUCGAGCCAGAGCCAGAUCCAGAGGCAUAUGGAAGGCUACACCCAGAGCCGGAGACAUAUGAAGAAACGAAGCCAGAGACACCCGAAGAGCUAGAGGUGAGAUAUCUUGUAUCGUCGAGACACCUCGCUCUAGCAUCCCGGUACUUCUCGACUAAGCUCUCUGGCCCGUGGAUUGAAGCUUCGGUCAGGGUCAUUGAUGGCUGUUAUCACAUGGAGGCAACAGAUUGGGAUCCCGAAGCGCUCCUGAUUCUGAUGCAAAUCAUCCACGGAAAGACGAGAAGUGUGCCCCGUCAGGUAGAUCUCGAGAUGUUGGCGAAGCUGGCGGUCCUUGUGGACUACUAUGAUUGUCAUGAAGUCAUCGAGGUUUUCUAUUCUUUGUGGAUCGAGCCUUUGAGAGAAGAUCUCGCAAGUCAUUACUGUCGAGAUUCGGUUCUCUGGCUUCUCAUAUCGCACGUUUUUAGAGAAGACGCCAUCUUCAAAGACAUGACAGAAUUGGCCGUGCUGCAAAGUGCUGACCCUAUACAAACCAUGGAACUUCCUAUUCCCUCGAUAGUCGUUGAUUUGGUGGACUGGCGCAGACAAGACGCGGUCGAGUUCAUCUUCGGAGUGCUUCGCAAUCUCCUUGAUGCGUUCCGAUGCGAUACAGCUGGUUGCGACUUUACAUGUAGCAGCGUUCUCUUUGGAGCCCUGACUAAAGAAAUGGAUAGAUACGAGCUACUCGACCCCAAGCCAGUCAAGCCUUACCAAGGAUACUCCAUCGAAGACACGGAGAAAAUUGUCAGGAGUUUCCGUUCUCCAGAAUGGCGUACCAGAUAUAAACAAAGGGAAAAGCAUCCAUGCACUCUCCUAAGCAUGAUAGAAUGUUAUCUCAAUGCAGACUUCGACAAAAGCAAACAGGGCUUCGAGCUGUUCGAAGUAGUUUCGGCGCGAGUCAACGGGGGACUAAACCGGGGGAAGGGGAAGAAUGUACCAGCGGACGAGGAACCUGCGCCCACUUUGGAAGACUAA